Molecule: messenger RNA, 2491 nt
Organism: Sus scrofa (pig)
Lineage: Eukaryota; Metazoa; Chordata; Mammalia; Artiodactyla; Suidae
Source: RefSeq, a predicted model, not a curated record
ACCUAAGAAACCCACACGAGGCCCUGGGCUGGAGGAUGCGGAAAAAGAGUACGUUCUGGAUCCACACCCACCACCGUUAACUUUAGGGACCUGUUCCGAGACGACAGAGAUGUCCCCACGUUUGCCUUACUGCCUUUGAAGCCUGGCCCGUCCCCUUCGGAUCUCAUCACGCUUUAUUCUGCAGAUGCUUUUGAGAACAUCAGUUGGGACAGCAAGUUAAGUAAGCUAGGUCCUUCCCUCCGACCUCCAGACGACGGUCCAGCCUCUCGGCUGGCUUGUGGUGAGAGACGGCGGGAUGGGGCGUGUGACCCGGGGCUUCUGUUUCUAUGUCAUUAGCUCGCUGUUUUAAUUCAUAAAAUUUGGUCAUAUGUCUUAAGGGGUAAGAAAAGAGUCAAAAUCCAUCCCCUAAAACCUCUUCCAAAAAUAUAUCCUCUCAAUACCUUAGCAUACAGUAGGUGAUCUUCCAGUGUUAUCUUCAUGGAGACCUUCCUUCUGGAACCUUCCGUCAUCCUGCUCCCCACUGGACCAGUUGCUCUGUCGGCCCCUUCCUGCAGAUGAGUCCCUUUGUCGUGCUGUGUGUUGGGUCCUCACUGGGGAGAAGCGACCCCCCGUAACUUCUUAAGAAGGAGCGUGCAGGAGACCGCGCGGGAGCUCACAGACGCAAGGGUGUUCUCAUUCCACUCGGAUGCUGGGCUGGGGCUUCUCAGAGGUUUUGACCUGGGAACCUUCAUCGCAGGUUUUGGGAAGAACUGCUGCCUGGUGCCUGUGCUGCUGCAGAUACGUCGGAUGUAAUUCUGGUUCCUGGUCCUUUGGGGGGUCUGUCUCUGCCUCUGUGGCUUCGCAGUGACAGGCCUUGGCGCGAGUCCUUUGUCUGGGCCUUGUGGGGUCCUCUCAAACUAGAAGCGUGGGUUCCCUUCGGGGCGGGGGAAGGCUUUUGGACUAUUUUCUUGAAGAUGGUUACCCUUUUCUUUGUGGAAAUGCGUGUCUUUCGGAUGCCAGCCCUCCUGCACUGAUCAUUCUGUUUUCUUAUUUUCCGGCUCCUGCUCAACCUUGUUUUUCUGCUUGGGGGUCCCCUUCCCGCAGCUCCAGUCUCUCAGCUUUCACGUCUCCACUCUGCUCUGCCUUCAGGAGCUCCCUGCUGUGCUCUGACCCUUCCGGUCACAGCUUCCUGGUCUUGUUUGGUGGGCAUGACGACAGAUGUUUCUGUUCCUAGACGGCCUUGGAGGCGGACGGCUGCGUCCAGUCCACUCACUGGCUGGGGUGGAGGGAGGGGCAGCUGGUGCCCACCACCCCCCAUUCUGCUGAGCUGGGGGCAGUGACUCCCCCAGAGGGAAGGUCCCCACUGGAGUAGGAGCUCCAGGUCUGCUGCAGGUGGACACGCCCUGGCUUCUCAAACACGGCUGACCCAUCAUAAGCAUCUUUUCGCAAGGUCGCACUGGUGGCAGAAACCAGCCACAUUGGACGAAGGCAAUGCUGAAAGGCCGAGGGAGGAGCCCGGCGAGAAAUGAGGAAGGCCUCUGGCUGACGCAUGUGAAAACGCAGAAGCUGGGCCUCUUUGACCCUCCCCCACGGCCCCUGUCUUCAGCCGAGUGGGAGAGAGUGAAGCAGAGGUCGGUCCUGCAAGGCGAUUCCCUGCAGCCCUGCCCCAUAUGCAAAGAAGAAUUCGAACUUCGCCCCCAGGUGCUGCUGUCUUGCUCCCACGUGUUCCACAGGGCAUGCCUUCAAGCUUUCGAAAAGUUCACAAAUAAAAAAACCUGUCCCCUCUGUCGAAAGAACCAGUAUCAAACCCGGGUGAUUCAUGACGGGGCCCGACUCUUCAGAACCCAGUGUGCGACCAGGAUCCAGGCCUCCUGGAGAGGACACGUGGUCAGGACGUGGUACCGGGACCUGAGGAGGAGGGUGCCGCCCACCGACGCCAAGUUGAGGAGGAAGUUCUUUGAGGAAAAGUUCACAGAGAUCAGCCGGCGCCUGCUGCGCUCCUACCACACGGACCUCGAGCAGCUCUUCGCAGACGUCGACCACUGCCUGGCCGUCAACCGCAGCGUCCUGCGGCAGCUGGAGCGGGAGCGGGGCGGCGAGCUCUCCGAGGAGGACUGGGGCAAGAUCCAGACACAGGCGCUGCACCGGGAGACCCGCGAGUGCUCCAUCUGCCUGACCCCGCUCUCGCUCUCGGUCCGCGGCGGCGACGACGGCCACCCUGCCCACCCCUCGCGGGAGACGGUGCUGCUGUCCUGCUCGCACGUGUUUCACCACACGUGCCUCCUCGCUCUGGAGGAGUUCUCCGUGGGGGACAGUCCUUUGCACGCGUGUCCUCUCUGCCGCUCCUGCUACCAAAAGAAGAGGCUUGGCUGUUGAAUUCAUAGUUGGGAAGAAGCGGCCUAACCCGGGGGAGGGGUCUCCCUUGAUUUCGGACGCACUGGGUGAGCCUGGGGGGACGUAGGGCCGUGUGUUCUGUGCUCCAGUGAAAUAAACUCUGGGGAGUUGUACUCGG